AAUUUAACUCAUUUAAUUAAACAAAUGGCUUCCAGUACAAAAAUACUCCUGCGUAAUCUUGAAAGGUCAAAACAGAAUUCAUUUGGGACUCAAGAGUCUAACCAGUGGGCGGGUAAAACCAGUAAAUGCAGCACGAUGGAGAGAAUAUCAGUAUACUGUGCAAGCAAAUAUAGAAAAAGGAAUAGAAACAGCACAACCUUGAUCAAAAUCUAAAUAUAUAUAACAUAAGAAGAAACUCUUUAAUUCUGUCUCUUCUAAUCCUACCUUUCUUUUUUCUUUUUUGAUUGGCAAAGGCAAGAUUAAUAGUAUUGGAACGGCUUACCAGACAGAGGUAAUUACUAAGCAAAAGAGUGAUCAUGGAGACAAGAAAUUCACUACCAGUAGCGGUUGAUGAAGAAGAGAGCGCUGAGAAUCGAGGAAGUAUGUGGGAUUUAGACCAGAAACUUGAUCAACCCAUGAAAGAAGAAGAAGCUGGAAGGCUCAAGAAUAUCUACUACACACAAAAAGAAUCUUCGUCACUAUUAGUAAUGAGACUAGCAUUCCAGAGUCUUGGAGUGGUCUACGGAGACUUGGGCACAUCUCCUUUGUAUGUUUUCUAUAAUACGUUUCCUGAAGGAAUCAAGGAUCCAGAGGAUGUUGUUGGAGCAUUAUCCUUGAUUAUAUAUUCUCUUACUCUCAUUCCACUCAUCAAGUACGUCUUUGUUGUGUUAAGGGCAAACGACAAUGGUCAAGGCGGAACAUUUGCUAUUUAUUCACUACUAUGUCGACAUGCAAAAGUGGAUACCAUCCCGAACCAACACCCAACGGAUGAGCAGCUAAGUACAUACAGUCGUCAUAUAUUCCAUGAGAAAUCAUUUGCUGCUAAGACCAAGAGAUGGUUGGAAGCGACAGCAUUAAGGAGAAAUCUACUUCUAAUGCUUGUUCUUGUUGGGACGUGCAUGGUUAUUGGAGACGGGAUCUUAACUCCAGCCAUAUCAGUUCUUUCGGCUGUUGGAGGGGUCAAGGAAGAUCUCCCCAGCAUGAGCAGCGAUGUAGUGCUAGUUGUUUCGUCUGUCAUAUUAGUUGGUUUCUUCAGCAUGCAGCAUUACGGAACAGAUAGAGUUGGAUGGCUCUUUGCUCCAAUUGUCCUGCUUUGGUUUCUUUUGAUUGGAGGCAUUGGCGCUUUCAAUAUAUGGAAAUAUGAUAGCUCAGUUCUAAGAGCUUUUUCUCCGGUUUAUAUUUAUAGAUACUUCAAACGAGGAGGUUGGAGUUCCCUUGGAGGAAUCAUGCUUAGCAUCACUGGCACAGAAGCUCUAUUUGCUGACCUGACCCAUUUUCCUGUAUCGGCUGUUCAACUAGCUUUCACGAUGCUCGUGUUCCCUAGCCUUUUAUUGGCUUACACAGGACAGGCUGCUUACAUUACCAAAAAUCCGGAUCAUGUGGUUGAUGCAUUCUACCGUUCUAUACCAGAAAGCAUAUACUGGCCAGUGUUUAUUAUCGCAACAGGAGCAGCUAUUGUUGCAAGUCAGGCCACUAUAUCCGCAACUUUUUCAAUAAUCAAGCAGGCUCUUGCACUUGGUUGUUUCCCAAGGGUGAAAGUUGUUCAUACAUCAAAGAAAUUCCCUGGGCAGAUAUACAUUCCGGAUAUCAAUUGGAUUCUUAUGCUUAUGUGCAUUGCGGUUACCGUCGGAUUUAGAAACCAAAGCCAGAUCGGAAAUGCUUAUGGAACCGCAGUUGUGACGGUUAUGCUUGUAACGACAUUUCUUAUGAUACUGAUAAUGUUACUUGUAUGGCGGAGUCACUGGAUUCUGGUUGUGAUCUUCACUGUCUUAUCAUUAAUCGUCGAAUGCACAUAUUUCUCAGCAGUACUUUUAAAAGUAAAUCAAGGCGGUUGGGUUCCUCUUGCGAUAGCUGGAGCAUUUCUUAUCAUCAUGUAUGUGUGGCAUUAUGGAACCGUAAAGCGUUACGAAGUUGAGUUGCACAGUAAAGUAUCCAUGGCUUGGAUACUCGGUUUGGGACCGAGCUUAGGAUUAGUACGGGUACCAGGUAUUGGACUAGUGUACAAUGAAUUAGCAAGUGGAGUUCCUCAUAUCUUCUCUCACUUGAUCACAAAUCUCCCUGCAAUUCAUUCAGUUGUCAUUUUUGUCCGCGUGAAGUAUCUCCCUGUCUACACUGUACCUCAAGAAGAACGGUUUCUUGUAAGGCGAAUCGGACCCAAAGAAUUCCACAUGUUCCGGUGCGUGGCCAGGUAUGGUUACAAGGAUCUUCACAGGAAAGACGAUGAUUUUGAGAAAAAGCUCUUUGAAAGCGUUUUCGUGUUUGUUAGACUUGAAUCUAUGAUGGAAGGAUGUACAGACUCGGACGAGUACAGUUUGUAUGGAGAUCCCCGAACACUGAAGUCUGGAGAUUACCAGUUAACUGAGAAUAGAAACAUGAUAUCUCUGAAUGUGGACAGUGCCGUAACUACUUCGUCAGGAAGUGACGGCAUUGUACCUGCAAAAUCUCCAGAACUAAUAAACUUCUUGAGUUCAGCUGGGCAGCAGACAAGUCAUGAGAUGACGGAGUUGGAUGAGCUGGAGUACCUGAAAAGCUGCAGGGAUGCAGGUGUGGUACAUAUACUUGGGAACACGAUAGUAAGAGCAAGAAGAGACUCGAAAUUCCUUAAGAAGAUAUCGAUCGAUUACAUUUAUGCCUUCCUAAAGAGGGUUUGCAGAGAGAAUAGCGUAAUAUUCCAUGUACCUCAUGAAAGUAUGUUGAACGUUGGCCAAAUAUUCUAUGUAUGA
Molecule: messenger RNA, 2762 nt
Organism: Papaver somniferum (opium poppy)
Lineage: Eukaryota; Viridiplantae; Streptophyta; Magnoliopsida; Ranunculales; Papaveraceae
Product: potassium transporter 11-like
Exons: 8
Coding region: 357-2762 (801 amino acids)
Biological process (GO): potassium ion transmembrane transport
Cellular component (GO): membrane
Molecular function (GO): potassium ion transmembrane transporter activity
Source: RefSeq, a predicted model, not a curated record